Emericellopsis cladophorae is the source of this 300-nucleotide messenger RNA. RefSeq lists its product as uncharacterized. Lineage: Eukaryota; Fungi; Ascomycota; Sordariomycetes; Hypocreales; Bionectriaceae. The record is from RefSeq and is a predicted model, not a curated record. The transcript is spliced from 2 exons. Bases 1 to 300 code for a protein of 99 amino acids.
AUGCCCAGGGCUGAGGACCAGCAGAGGUUCUUGAAGCAGUGCCGUAAGAUGGCUGCUGAUAACCAAAGGAACGGCAAGCCUUACAUCCUUAGCAUGGCCGCCGGUCCUGCUGAAGAAGGUCCUCGCACACAAGGCUACACGUUUGUUUCCAAAACUGAGUUCGCCAGCAUGGACGACAUGAAAUUCUAUGAGAGUGAGUGUCCCGCUCACGGAGCCGUCAAGGGCCUCCUAGAGGAGUUGAAGGUGGACGGGAUCAUGACCGUCUUCUUCAAGCCGCAGGUGACCGGCGACGCGCAGUAA